Panicum virgatum (switchgrass) is the source of this 1025-nucleotide messenger RNA. RefSeq names its product REF/SRPP-like protein At3g05500. The transcript is spliced from 3 exons. Lineage: Eukaryota; Viridiplantae; Streptophyta; Magnoliopsida; Poales; Poaceae. Bases 16 to 789 code for a protein of 257 amino acids. The record is from RefSeq and is a predicted model, not a curated record.
AUAUACUGCUGUGAGAUGGGGGAGGCGAACCCCGACCCCCAGGCGGAAGCGGAGGAGAACGAGAUGGAUCAACAAGAGGAGGGAGAGGUGGUGGUGGUGCAGGAGCAGGAGCAGGAGCAGGCGCCGAAGCUGAGGUAUCUGGGCUUUGUACAUGUGGCGGCGGUGCAGGCUGUGGUGUGCCUCGCGGGGCUCUACGGGCUGGCCAAAGACCACGCCGGUCCGCUCCGCCCAUGCGUCGACGCCACUGAGCACGCAGUGAAGGGCGUCGUUGGCCCUGUCUACCGCAAAUUCCACGGUGUCCCUGUCGACAUCCUUGCCUUUGUCGACCGCAAGGUGGACGACACGCUGAAGAAGCUGGGCAGGCACCUCCCGGGGUCGCUCAAGGCCGCCUCGGCGCGGACCUGCGCGGUGGCCCGCGGCGUGCCGGAGGUGGCGCGCGAGCUGACCGCCGAGGCAAAGCAGUCCGGUGUCAAGGGCGCAGCGCGCGCGGCAUACGCGAAGGCGGAGCCCGUGGCCAAGGGCGUGUACAUGCGUUACGAGCCGACGGCGGAGCACCUCGCCGUCUCCACCUGGCGCUCGCUCAACGGCCUGCCGGUCUUCCCGCACAUCGCCCACAUCGUGGUGCCCGCCGCGGGCUACUGCGCGGCGAGGUACAACAAGGUGGUCGCCGCCGCGGGGAGGCAGGGGUACACUGGAGCCAGAUACCUCCCGACCGUCCCCACCGAACGCAUCGCCAAGGUGUUCGCGUCCUCUUCACCGGAGGCCAAUGGCGCCGCCGAGACCAAGUGAUGUGACAGUGCCGUGGCCAGAUGACUGGGUCUGAGUUGCCAGGCCACGAACUGAACUGAAUAACAAAGUGAGAAAAAUCCGGUGUUAGAUGUCAUGGUGACAUUGUACAUUAUGCACCGAGAUGAUGCUCUACUUUAGUGAUAAACUAUAGUUUAAGUUUGUGUCGUGCUCUGAUAUAAUAGUUUUUAGUUUGUUUCUUCUUGCUUUUUUUUAAUAAAAGUUAUCCGUUGUCGCAA